Molecule: messenger RNA, 2202 nt
Organism: Sturnus vulgaris (Common starling)
Lineage: Eukaryota; Metazoa; Chordata; Aves; Passeriformes; Sturnidae
Source: RefSeq, a predicted model, not a curated record
AUGGCGGCGCCCAGCGCGCUCCUGGCCUGGUGCGUCCAACACCUGCGCGGGGACUUCGGACUGGACGUGGGCGAGGACGUGGUGAGGUACAUCUUGUCAAUCACAAACGAGGAUGAGAUCCGGGAGUACGUUGUUGACCUUGUUCAGGGCACCGACGGGAAGAAGAGCUGGUUUGUGGAAGAACUGCUGACCAGGUGGAGAAAAUCUGCCCAGCUGCCCUCUGAGCCUUUCCCAGCAUAUUGGAAAAAGGACGAGGCUUCAGAAGUGCCACGGGCUGGGGACCAAGGGAAGAAGGGGAAACGCAAAGGGCGGAACAAGCAGGAGACGCUGGCAUAUACCGAGCCCAGUGCUCGUGGGGAGGAGGUGAAAACCCCACUGGACCUGGCCAAGGCCCAGGAGAGCAGCAUUGGAGUCAGCAACAGUAGCAUUUCCUCUAAGAAGAAGCCCAAGUAUGUCAGCCUGUACACAAGGGAGGGGCAGGACAGGCUGGCCGUGCUCCUCCCGGGCCGCCACGCCUGCGAGUGCCUGGGCCAGAAGCACAAGCUCAUCAACAACUGCCUGGAGUGUGGGCGCAUUGUCUGUGAGCAGGAAGGCUCUGGGCUUUGCCUAUUCUGCGGGGCCCUGGUGUGCACUAAAGAAGAGCAGGACAUUCUUCAGCGGGACUCCAACAAGAGCCAUAAGCUGCUGAAGAAGCUCAUGGCAGGUGCUGAAAGUUCAGGGAAUUUGGAUGACGUAAGCAAAGGCUUGCUGCCUCACCAGGAAGCGAAACUGAAAUCAGGCCUGGAGAUGGCUGUGAAGCACAAAGACAAGCUGUUGGAAUUUGAUAGGACAAGCGUGCGUCGGACCCAAGUCAUUGAUGAUGAGUUGGAUUACUUUGCCACGGACUCCAACCAAUGGCUCUCCAAGCAGGAAAGGGAAGCACUCCAGAAGAGGGAGCAGGAGCUGCAGGAGCUGCGCCAUGCCUCUCGGCUUGCCAAGAAAAUCACCAUCGACUUUGCUGGCAGGCAGAUCUUGGAGGAAGACAACAGCAUGGCUGAGUACCACAGCAAACUGGAUGAGACCAUUGAGGCCAUGAGCUGUGGUGCACUGAGUAAACCAGCCAGGAGCCCUGGGGCAGAGAUGACACCAAACUCUGGAGUUUUGGUGAAUCCACGUCUCCUCCAGCCUGCUCCUUUGUGGGUGGACCAAACUGGUUUGCUCCCACAAAGGAAAACUAUUCAUUGUGUGAAGGCUGGAAGUGAGUCUGGCUUGGAGCGGAACAGGCUGCGGAUUCAGGACCGAGAGCUGCAGGAGAUCUCGGAUGAUGGUUGGUGCCUCAGCCUGCACCAACCUUGGGCUUCCUUGCUUGUGAGAGGAAUCAAAAGGGUGGAGGGCAGGACCUGGUACACAUCUCAUCGAGGGAGGUUAUGGAUUGCAGCUACUGCUAAAAGACCUUCCCCUCAGGAAAUCUCUGAACUGGAGGCCAGCUACAGAAUGCUACUCCAGAAAGAUGUGGAAUUUCCAAAUGAUUAUCCCUCAGGAUGCCUCCUGGGCUGUGUGGAUGUGACUGAUUGUUUAUCACAAGAGCAAUUUCAGGAGCAGUAUCCGGACCUGAGCCAGGAGUCCGGAUCUCCAUUUGUCUUUAUCUGCACUAAUCCCCAGGAGAUGGUUCUGAAGUUUCCCAUCAAAGGCAAACACAAAAUCUGCAGGAAGAAGAGGACAAGGAUGCUCCUCUGACGGAGUACAUCGCUAUGCCUGGCUUCUGACUUCUUUAUCAGGAGUUGCCCAAAAUCCCAUGUUCUCGUGUCCUGCUCCUCUCCCAGGUGGGAAAGCAGAGCUGGCUGUGAAAGACAAGGAGAAGCACUGUUUUCUCCAGGUCCCACUGGAGCUGCUGGCUGAGGUUUUCCCUGGUGGCAAAGGCAGCAGAUGGCCUUGGAGACCACCAACUUAGCAUGUGGCACCAUGGAGCAGAUGUCCCCAUCACACUGGGUGAUGCACACAUUGCACCAUCAUCCCAAGCUGAGGGUUUGUUGUCUCCAACAAACAGCAGCCUUUCGCUGCACCAUGGAGAAACAUGUCCCUAACACGUUGCUAGACAGUCCCCCAUCUCCUCCGAGCGUAUCAACACGCAUCCUGCGGGCAGGCGCAGGGAUCGGUUUCCCCCCUGGUAGUGGCAGGCAAGUGCUGGAUGUUAAUUUACUCUUCUCCUCGAAUUUCCCCCUC